AUGCUGAAUUACCUACUAGUGUUGUCCUCAGCCGAACUAUAUGCACCAACAAUAACUCGUUUUGGUAACAAUGACCGUAUAGCAACCGGCUAUUACGAUGGGCUGAUUCGACUGCAUCACAUGCCUCGUAGCCGGAAGCGAUCCGUUGUGGAUGCGUUCAAGGAUAAGCAUAAUUCGGCAGGUUUUGACGGUCGGCGAUUUGUUUCGGCUGAUGUUAAAAAAGCUUUAUUAAACGAUACUCAAUGGGAUUUCGAUAUUUUGCAUUUGGAAAAAAUUUCUGAUAACCAUGCGCUAUCUCAGUUAGGCGCAAAGGUAAAAUAA
This is a messenger RNA of Gongylonema pulchrum, 321 nucleotides long. Lineage: Eukaryota; Metazoa; Nematoda; Chromadorea; Rhabditida; Gongylonematidae. The record is from the annotation of a GenBank genome assembly.